Molecule: messenger RNA, 1138 nt
Organism: Melampsora larici-populina 98AG31
Lineage: Eukaryota; Fungi; Basidiomycota; Pucciniomycetes; Pucciniales; Melampsoraceae
Exons: 4
Coding region: 200-976 (258 amino acids)
Biological process (GO): protein phosphorylation
Cellular component (GO): EKC/KEOPS complex; cytosol; nucleus
Molecular function (GO): ATP binding; protein serine/threonine kinase activity
Source: RefSeq, a predicted model, not a curated record
CACAAAUGAUAUGUACGUUUUUUGAAUCGAACUCGGUUUUAACAUCGAAACACAAAGGUUGAGUUUUCGGAUAUUUUUGAGAUUACACUUUGAAUUUACAUCAACAUACCGCUCGGAGUUUCUCAACGUGAUUUCAAAACACCAGUUCCAACCAACUUGCAAUCGAAAUCGACUUUUCACAAUCGAAAACGGAGCCAUCAUGAAAGAAGAUACGAAUCAAGAAACCAUUGAAUUCGAAACCUUAAUCAAUCAAUCCACUUUAAUCAAACAAGGAGCAGAAGCAAGAGUUUAUAAAACGAAUUUAAUCACAACCGAAGGACCAGUGAUACUAAAACAUAGAUUCCCAAAAAAAUAUCGACAUUCAACUUUAGAUUUGAAUUUAAAUAAACAAAGAUUAACCUAUGAAUCUAGAUCAUUGAUUAGAGCCUUAAAGUUUGGGAUUAAUGUACCUUUACUUAGAUCAGUGAAUGUGGUAAAUAAUUAUCUUUUAAUUGAAUUUAUUAAGGGACCUACUGUUAAGGAAUUUCUUUUGGAUCCUAAUUCAUUUGGUUAUGAUAUAAAUCAGAUUUUAAGUCAGAUUGGUUAUGAAUUAUUUAAAUUACAUAAAGCUGAUUUGAUUCAUGGAGAUUUAACAACAUCAAAUAUGAUGAUAAACCUACAAAAUGGGAUUCCAAAGAUAUUCCUUAUAGACUUUGGACUUUCAUAUGUUUCGAAUUUAUUAGAAGACAAAUCAGUAGAUCUUUAUGUUUUAGAAAGAUCUUUUUUAUCAACUCAUUCUAAACUAAGCUUACCAUUCUCUGAGUCUUGCUCUGAAACAAAUCCUUUGAAAUCCGAUUCUUCUCAAACCGUUUCGGAUGGCUUUCAAAUCAUUUUAGAAACUUAUAAAUCUCAUUUAUCUAAUCAGGAAUCUAAAUUGUUUUUUAAUCGAUUUGAAGUUGUUAGAGCUAGAGGUAGAAAAAGAUGUAUGACAGGUUAACUUAUAUCAUUUUUUUUUUGGUUUGAUUUGUUUGUGUUUCUAACCGAAUUUGGAGUUUGAAAACCUCAUGAUUUAUAUAUAUACCUGUAAAUGUGUAUAAACUGUUCAACAUUGUCUUUGUCUUUCUUUUACUUGUAAUUAAUCUUGGUUUGAUCUCACAAU